CCUUGCGUUGUAUGAUUGGUUGACCGCCGAACAUACCACUUUUUUAUUGGUAGAGUGGAGGUCAGUAUAUCGACCUAACAAAAUAUUGGGCAUGGCAGUCAAUGAAACAAGUUGCAAAUUGUUUUAAGAAAGGUUAUGAUUCUAGAAGAUAGGAAUUGCACCAGUAUGUUUAAUAACGACCGGCUGUUAUAACGUGUAGGUAGCUGAAUUAGAAAUAUUAUAAUUAACAGAGAAUUGUCGCAAAUACAAAAGCUAACGAGUUAGCUAGCUACAAACUGCAAGUCGUGCCUCAAGGAAGAGUAAGUUAUGUAACUAGGCUGCGAGCUAGCCAUAUAUCAAUGUGUAAAUUGAAGCAACCCAUACAUUGACCUAGCUACGUAUUUAUUUUAUAAAUUAAAUUGUAGCGACUGUAAGUGUGCUUGCUUAUUGGCAACUACUGUAAGUUUUGGAAGCUUCACGUAUAAGUAAGAUACAGUAACAGCAGGUAAGAUAGUUAGCUUGCUGCAUAUUACCCUUACCUACGUGAAUUUUGGAUAAUCAGGUACAAACAACAAUGAUAACGUUACAACGGAUCAGAAUAGUGGCGUGUAGUCGGUGGUUGUGUACGUCUCACUGUAAACCGGUGGGACCUAAUAUAUCGGUUUCUGGAGAGUCGGGACAUGGUAGCUUAUCAUUCAGAAAUCUGAGCACCUCCACAGAGCGCCGCACAAUCAUGCCUGCCUGGGUUAUCGAUGGGUACGGUGGCAACGAAGUACUUAGAUUCACAAAAAAUGCAAGUUUCCCCAUCAUCCACUACCCGAACGAGGUCAUAGUCAAAGUCCAUGCUGCAGGUCUCAACCCCAUUGACAUCAGCAUGAGAGGUGGCUAUGGAGCCGCUACACUGGCAAUGAGGCGUGACCCCCUGAACCUCAAUCAGUCCGGAAGAGAGUUCCCAUUGGUCCUCGGCCGCGACGUGUCCGGGGUGAUCAUGGAGUGCGGGCUGGAUGUGGCUUAUUUCAAACCGGGAGAUGAGGUGUGGGCGGCUGUUCCUCCGUGGAAGCAGGGCGGCCUGGCGGAGUUUGUGGUGUUGAGCGCAAACGAGGUACGGCGUCUUCGCUGCGCGCUUCCCCUUUCACCGCCGGCGCGUCCCCGCUCUGGCUCCACGGCCUGGUCCGCCCUGGUCAACACUGGCGGCGUCUCCAAGGACAACUGCGCCAACAAACGCAUGCUGAUAAUUGGAGCCUCAGGUGGUGUGGGAACCUUUGCUAUCCAGAUGUUGAAAGCUUGGGGUGCCCAUGUGACCGUGACCUGCUCCCAGAAUGCCGAGGGGCUGGUGCGGGGGCUGGGGGCUGAUCAUGUGGUUGACUACACGGCGGGGGACGUGCCAGAGCAGCUGAAGUCUCUCGAAAAGUUUGAUUUGAUCCUGGAUAAUGUGGGCGGGGUCACGGAAAACUGGGCCCUGGACUUCUUGAAGCCCUGGGCUGGAGCCAAGUACGUUACCUUGGUAACCCCCUUCCUGUUUAACACGGACCGUCUGGGCGUGGCUGACGGGAUGAUGCAGAAUGGGGUGACCAUCGCCAGAAAGACACUGAAGCACCUCUGUAAAGGGGUACACUACCGCUGGGGGUUCUUCGCUCCGAGUGGACCAACUCUGGAUGACAUCAGCGAAAUGGUUGACGCAGGACAGGUGCGCCCCGUCCUGGAGGAGCAGUUCCCCUUCUCCCAGGUACCCCAGGCCUUCCUGAAGCUGGAGAAGGGCCACGCCCGCGGGAAGACCGUGGUGAACGUCGUCACGGGCAGCGGGGACGCUCAGUAACCAUGGCAACAACUAAGGAACGGAGGGGGUUUCCUGAUGAACCAUUAAGGACCCCCCCCCCCUCCGUAAAGAGAUUGGAGAUGUGUUAAAUAAAACAGAUGUACAGACCCCAGA
Molecule: messenger RNA, 1909 nt
Organism: Anguilla rostrata (American eel)
Lineage: Eukaryota; Metazoa; Chordata; Actinopteri; Anguilliformes; Anguillidae
Gene: rtn4ip1
Product: reticulon 4 interacting protein 1
Exons: 9
Coding region: 554-1795 (413 amino acids)
Cellular component (GO): mitochondrion
Molecular function (GO): zinc ion binding; oxidoreductase activity
Source: RefSeq, a predicted model, not a curated record